Molecule: messenger RNA, 571 nt
Organism: Elaeis guineensis (African oil palm)
Lineage: Eukaryota; Viridiplantae; Streptophyta; Magnoliopsida; Arecales; Arecaceae
Source: RefSeq, a predicted model, not a curated record
ACUUGGAAACCAUGUCCAUAUAUUCCAAAUAAAUCCUAGCUAGGAUCAUUGAAUUAGUAGUUCAGGAAAAGACAUGGCUGCCUCUCUACCACCUUCUUUCUAUGGCCUUCGAAGGCUCACUCCUAGAAGCAAGGUCCGUCUAGCCCUGCAAACAAGAGCUCAAAACUCAGCAAAUGAAGGGAAUUCGUCGAUAAGCAUCGUUGAUGCGAACAUGGGUGUGCUCAAAAAGAGGAUGGAGAAGUUGAGAAUGCAGGAGAGAUUGCAAAGGAGGUGCAAAGAUGGCGAGGGCUGGUAUUAUCACAAACAGUAUGAUUGUAGUCUCAAGAGAAGUGCAAAGCUUUCUGAGACCUUGGAGGUUGCAGAACUAGUUGCCGGGACUUUUGGGCUGACCAUUCUCAGCUGUACUUUUUGCCUUUGCCUUGUUUCCUUGAUGGCUCAUUUGGGUAGAUGAGUAUUACGGACUCCAUUAAAUUUGUUUAUUUUUGUUUGUUUUUAGAUGGAAAGUCCAUCACCAAUUCAAUAAGAGAAGGAAAGAAGUAUUAUGUUAAAUUCGUUCUUUAUUUUUUUCUGA